Molecule: messenger RNA, 2805 nt
Organism: Crotalus tigris (Tiger rattlesnake)
Lineage: Eukaryota; Metazoa; Chordata; Lepidosauria; Squamata; Viperidae
Gene: SARS1
Product: seryl-tRNA synthetase 1
Exons: 11
Coding region: 111-1655 (514 amino acids)
Biological process (GO): seryl-tRNA aminoacylation
Cellular component (GO): cytosol
Molecular function (GO): ATP binding; serine-tRNA ligase activity; tRNA binding
Source: RefSeq, a predicted model, not a curated record
UGCGCAGGCGCCCUUUUGCUGUCGUCCUUGCCUCUUCGCGUUUUGCCGCCGCGGCUCCCCUCGGGCUCCGGUUUCUUUCCUCUCAGCCUCGGCGGCUCUCCUUCGCCGCCAUGGUGCUCGACUUGGACCUUUUCCGCGCUGAUAAAGGCGGCGACCCGGAGCUCGUGCGAAAGAUGCAGCUGAAGCGCUUCAAAGACCCGGCUCUGGUGGACGCGCUGGUGGCUGCCGACGGGGCCUGGAGGAGAUGCAGAUUCCGGGCAGACAACCUGAACAAACUGAAGAACUUGUGCAGCAAAACUAUAGGAGAAAAAAUGAAGAAGAAAGAACCUGUGGGUAACAGUGACAACAUACCAGAUCAUGCACAAAAUCUUGACGAACUCACAAUAGACAUCUUAACAAGUCUUCAAGUUAGCCAAAUCAAGAAAAUCCGUCUCCUAAUUGAUGAAGCAGUCCUGAAAUGUGAUGAAGAACGCUUGAAACUGGAAGCAGAGCGCUUUGAAAAUCUCAGAGAAAUUGGAAAUCUUCUUCAUCCCUCUGUGCCAAUCAGCAAUGAUGAGGAUGUGGAUAAUAAAGAAGAGAGAAUUUGGGGAAACUGCACUGAAAGGAAGAAGUAUUCUCACGUGGAUCUGGUUGUCAUGGUGGAUGGCUACGAGGGAGAAAAAGGAGCUGUUGUAGCUGGAAGUAGAGGAUACUUCCUUAAGGGACCUUUGGUUUUUCUAGAGCAGGCCCUCAUUCAGUAUGCUUUGCAGACACUGCUUAGCAAGGGAUACACCCCUGUUUAUACACCCUUCUUCAUGAGAAAAGAAGUAAUGCAGGAAGUGGCCCAGCUAAGUCAGUUUGAUGAAGAGCUGUACAAGGUCCUGGGAAAAGGCAGUGAGAAGAGUGAUGAUAAUACUGUUGAUGAAAAAUAUCUAAUUGCUACAUCUGAACAACCAAUUGCAGCAUUGCACAGGGAUGAAUGGCUGAAGCCGGAAGAUCUACCCAUCAAAUAUGCUGGGCUUUCUACUUGCUUCCGCCAGGAAGUAGGCUCUCACGGUCGUGAUACCAGAGGCAUUUUCCGAGUACAUCAGUUUGAAAAGAUUGAGCAGUUUGUCUAUGCAUCACCGCAUGAUAAUAAAUCUUGGGAAAUGUUUGAUGAGAUGAUUUCCGUUGCUGAAGAAUUCUACCAGUCACUGGGCAUCCCUUAUCACAUUGUGAAUAUUGUCUCAGGUUCCUUAAAUCAUGCUGCCAGUAAGAAACUGGAUCUGGAAGCAUGGUUCCCAGGUUCUGGAGCCUUCCGUGAGCUUGUUUCUUGUUCAAACUGCACUGAUUACCAAGCACGGCGGUUACGGAUACGCUAUGGCCAAACCAAAAAGAUGAUGGAUAAAGUGGAAUUUGUACAUAUGCUUAAUGCCACCAUGUGUGCUACAACAAGAGCUAUAUGUGCUAUUCUGGAGAACUACCAGACGGAGGAAGGAAUCAUUAUACCAGACAAACUAAAGGAUUUCAUGCCACUGGGUCUAAAGGAAAUGAUAAAAUUUGUGAAACCUGCACCUAUAGAUCAAGAACUGUCUAAGAAGCAAAAGAAACAGCAUGAAGGAGGCAAAAAGAAAUCAGCUGGUGGAGACUUUGCCCUAGAAGGGAAGAUGCAAAGCAUGGAUGUGAACAGUCCCUGACAAAACCUCAGCUACUCUCACUGAGUUGCCCUAUGGAGAUCUUAAAGCUGAAGAGGGGUGGGGGUGGGGGUCCUUGGGAUUAGUUGCUGCUUUUUGUCUCCUCCUUCCUAGGUCAGGAACAUGUCACUUUUUCUGUCUCAGUUUUUACCCUCCAGUACAGGAAGAUGAAACUUCUCAUAUUGAUUAUAUGUGUAUUUUCUUAAACUGAAAGUAAAAAGCAGUACAAAAGCUGUUGAUUUCCCACCCACUUCCCACCCCAUUUUAAAUUAUGUUAAUUAUAUGUGAGAAAGAAUUCUAUCCAAGCCCAGAAUUGCAAAUUUAAGCGGAGGAAACAAAACACUGUAUAACGUUCAUUUGCUUAAAAAAAAAAAUCAGUAUGUUGAAGUAAGGAAUAUAGGCAAAUAUCAAAAGAGGAAAUAAAUAUAGGCACUUGUGUAAUUUUAUCAUCAUGAUUUUUGAAACGUCAUAGGAUUUUCUCUAAUUUAGAGGGACUCAGUCAAUAAAUCAAAGAUUUAAAACAUUGGUUCUUUUUUAGUUAAUUAUUCUUUCAUGUAUCUUGGAGCCCUUUUUAAUUCUCGCAGUUGCAGAAAUUUAUGUGGCCUUACAGCAACUUUACAAGAUUAAGAAUUUUUAGUAUUUUCCUAUUGGCAAUAUACUUUCUUAUAUUAUACAUUGUAGUAUUUCUGUUUAUUUCAUAAAUUUAUAGGCCACCAGUCUUAUAUUUGAUGGUCUGAGGGAGAGCUUAUCCUUGAAACCAUAAGAGAGGUACAAGAGGGAAGAUGUCCAGCACUUGAUCUUAACUUUUUAGGUAGAACUAUGAAAUUAAAGAAAUGGGAACUUUAUAGAAAAUUCAUUGUUUAUAAAAUCAUAUAUCUCGGCAUCACAUAGUAAAAAAUGGGCGUAUAUGAUUUUAUAAACAAUGAGUUUUCUAUAAAGUUCCAAUUCAUUUAACUAUGCUUUGGCUUUCAAGAAAUUUUAUUUUUCAAUAACAUAUGGAGGAAGGUAAUGAUAUUUCGAGUUUAAUUGACUAAACACAGAAUUUGCCAUUAAAUAUUGAAUUUCGGGGGGAAAAUCCACAGGUAAGAAUUAAAAAGUCAAGAAAAAAAACGAAUUGAAAGAAAGCAAAAUAAAAGUGCAAAGAAAAAAAAAA